Chelmon rostratus (copperband butterflyfish) is the source of this 3404-nucleotide messenger RNA. RefSeq names its product lysine (K)-specific demethylase 1a (gene kdm1a). Lineage: Eukaryota; Metazoa; Chordata; Actinopteri; Chaetodontiformes; Chaetodontidae. The transcript has 21 exons. Gene Ontology annotation, cellular component: nucleus. Gene Ontology annotation, molecular function: flavin adenine dinucleotide binding; protein binding; oxidoreductase activity. Gene Ontology annotation, biological process: regulation of DNA-templated transcription. The record is from RefSeq and is a predicted model, not a curated record. Bases 92 to 2608 code for a protein of 838 amino acids.
CGAAAGAGUUCAUUGAAAGGAGACCUGCUGGUGUGCCGUCUUUGUGUUGACAUAUUCGGAGGAUUGAGAGGAGAGGCCUCCAACAUCCUCCAUGAUGCUGUCUAGCAAGAAGUCAGAUGCUGGCACCUCCUCCUCCUCCUCUUCAUCCUCUGCAGGAGCGGCAGGAGGUGAGAGGGCCCCGGUUUCUGACGCGCAGACUGGCCCAUCAGCGUCAGCUGCAGGGCCAAUGGAUGUAAAGAAAAAGGAGAGGUCAUCCCCCAGUGGGGAGCCCGGAGGAGCCCCUCUGCCCCACCAAGCAGGCCCCGGGGGGAUCGACCAAGACUCAGCAGAAGUUCGCAGGACGAGUCGUCGCAAGCGAGCAAAACAGGUGGAGUACCGCGAGAUGGACGAGAGCCUGGCCAAUCUGUCGGAAGACGAAUAUUACUCAGAGGAGGAGAGGAACGCCAAGGCAGAGAAAGAGAGGAAGCAGGUCAUCCCCCCACCGGCGCCACCAGUUGAGGAAGAGAAUGACAGUGAACCAGAAGAACCAUCUGGUGUGGAAGGAGCUGCUUUCCAGAGCCGUCUUCCUCAUGACCGUAUGACAUCCCAGGAGGCCGCCUGCUUCCCUGACAUCAUCAGCGGUCCCCAGCAGACCCAGAAGGUCUUCCUCUACAUCCGCAACCGUACACUCCAACUGUGGCUGGACAACCCCAAGAUCCAGCUGACCUUUGAGGCCACAGCACAGCAGCUUGAAGCUCCAUACAACAGUGAUGCUGUGCUGGUCCACAGGAUACACAGCUACUUAGAAAGGCAUGGUCUCAUUAACUUUGGCAUUUACAAGAGGGUCAAGCCUUUACCCACUAAGAAGACCGGGAAGGUUAUAGUCAUUGGUGGAGGUGUGUCUGGUCUAGCUGCAGCCAGGCAGCUGCAGAGCUUUGGGAUGGAUGUUACAGUACUGGAGGCCAGGGACCGCGUUGGAGGUCGAGUGGCCACAUUUAGGAAGGGCAACUAUGUGGCUGAUCUGGGAGCCAUGGUGGUGACAGGGCUGGGAGGGAAUCCCAUGGCAGUGAUCAGCAAGCAGGUUAACAUGGAGCUGGCCAAGAUCAAGCAGAAGUGUCCACUGUAUGAAGCCAAUGGCCAGGCUGGUGAACGGUGCACAAGUGUGCCAAAAGAAAAGGACGAGAUGGUGGAGCAGGAGUUCAACAGAUUGCUGGAGGCCACCUCCUACCUCAGCCACCAGCUGGACUUCAACUUCCUCAACAACAAACCCGUUUCUCUGGGACAGGCCCUGGAGGUGGUCAUACAGCUGCAGGAGAAACACGUAAAAGACGAGCAGAUUGAACACUGGAAGAAGAUUGUAAAGACUCAGGAAGAUCUCAGGGAUCUUCUCAACAAGAUGGUGACCACUAAGGAACGGGUUAAGGAGCUCCAUCAGCAGUAUAAGGAGGCCAGUGAAGUCAAACCACCCAGAGACAUCACAGCCGAGUUCCUGGUGAAGAGCAAGCACCGCGACCUCACGGCGCUCUGCAAAGAGUACGACGAGCUGGUGGAGAUGCAGGUCAAGCUGGAGGAGAAGCUGCAGGAGCUGGAGGCCAAUCCACCCAGCGAUGUUUACCUGUCAUCCAGAGAUCGACAGAUCCUCGACUGGCACUUUGCCAACCUGGAGUUUGCCAACGCCACGCCCCUCUCCACCCUUUCACUCAAGCACUGGGAUCAGGAUGACGACUUUGAGUUCACUGGCAGCCACCUGACAGUAAGGAAUGGUUACUCUUGUGUUCCUGUGGCCCUGGCCGAAGGCUUGGACAUCAAACUAAACACAGCAGUGCGGCAGGUCCGAUACACAGCCUCUGGCUGUGAGGUGAUCGCGGUCAACACUCGCUCCACGACGCAGACCUUCAUCUACAAGUGUGAUGCUGUGCUGUGCACCCUGCCUCUGGGUGUGUUGAAGCAGCAGCCCCCCGCGGUGCAGUUUGUUCCCCCGCUGCCGGAGUGGAAGACAUCUGCUAUCCAGAGGAUGGGCUUUGGCAACCUCAACAAGGUGGUGUUGUGUUUUGACCGCGUGUUCUGGGAUCCCAGCGUCAACCUGUUCGGUCACGUCGGCUCCACCACAGCAAGUCGGGGCGAACUCUUCCUCUUCUGGAACCUCUACAAAGCGCCGAUCCUUCUCGCUCUGAUGGCCGGGGAGGCCGCCGGCAUCAUGGAGAACAUCAGCGACGACGUGAUCGUCGGACGCUGCCUGGCCAUUCUCAAAGGAAUAUUUGGAAGCAGCGCUGUGCCACAGCCAAAGGAAACAGUGGUCACUCGUUGGCGUGCGGACCCCUGGGCGCGGGGCUCCUACUCAUACGUCGCGGCAGGCUCGUCGGGUAACGACUACGACCUCAUGGCGCAGCCCAUCACGCCCGGCCCGGCUAUACCGGGAGCCUCGCAGCCCGUCCCCCGUCUCUUCUUCUCCGGGGAGCACACGAUCAGGAACUACCCCGCCACGGUCCACGGCGCCCUGCUCAGCGGGCUCCGCGAGGCCGGACGCAUUGCGGAUCAGUUCCUGGGCGCCAUGUACACGCUUCCCCGACAGGCCACUCCCACGGCCGCCAGCAACCCUCAGCAGGCUCAGCCCACGCCCAGCGUCUGAGGAUGCCUCCCCCAGAGAGAAUGCAGAAGUUUACCCAGAAACUGUCGAUAUUUCUGUCUGUGAAAGAUCGUGGAAGUCCCACACAACACAACUUAGCAUCUUUGCCUUCACUCAAGUAAUGACACUGUAAGGAUUCAUUUUCUGGCUUUACAUGUGAUGUGAAAUUGAGAUUCCUUAACUGGGGCAUUUCAGUCACCCAGACUGACAUACUACAGAGACUGGGUCAAAGAAUAAAUCCCAAUAUUCUUACAUACUAAUAAUAAGUAAUAACUCAUCUAAGACUUUAUAAAUGUGUGAUUCCCCAGUCUUAAAACCAGAAGCAUGGCAUUACGUUCGGUACCCGGAGUGAUUGAGUGUAUUCGAUUCCAUGUGGAGCAUGUCUGCAAAACCCAGCAUCUAUUUAUGCGCCCCUGUCUAAAUACUAAAUGUACACACAACCUCGAACCAGACAUCAUACAAGACAGAAGACCAACUCAGUAGCACUGUGUCAGUCCACUCAAACUGUUGUGCUUAUCUAAGGAGAAGACGUUUCCCUCUGGUGUCGUUCCGGAGGCCUCGUCUCGGUUGUCUUAAAGCAUUGCUGUGUACCGUAGCUGUACGCCUCCUGAAUUUACUUUCUACCGUUUAGGUCGCAGAGUGUAGUGAAAAUAGUUUUAUGAAAAGACAGAUAUGUUGAAAGAAUUGUGAAUGUUUUUUUUUUGUUUCCAUAGCAGUUUAAGUAUUUUAUUAUGGUUGUCAUCACAUACUUUUUUAUAUUGUCAAUCGUUUUGUUAUUAAAAGAAGACUGAAAAUUGCA